This is a messenger RNA of Nothobranchius furzeri (turquoise killifish), 2536 nucleotides long. RefSeq names its product low choriolytic enzyme. Lineage: Eukaryota; Metazoa; Chordata; Actinopteri; Cyprinodontiformes; Nothobranchiidae. The record is from RefSeq and is a predicted model, not a curated record. Gene Ontology annotation, molecular function: metalloendopeptidase activity; zinc ion binding. Gene Ontology annotation, biological process: proteolysis.
UUGAAAUCGGUUGAAAUAUAACGUUGUUUUGUUAAAAUAAAAAAUAAAAAAAUUAUAUAUGUAUGCUUUUAAAGUCUAAUAAAAUAAGAUAAAUGGGAAAGUAAUGUUUGCUUAAAUGUAAAUUAGUUGGAAACAAUUAUGGUGGAACUGUGUUUGGCAGUGGUAGGAUCAGGACUAUAAAAGGUGAUGCACCAGCCGACGCCCAGUUUUAGUAAUCAGACAAUCACAGGUACCAAACCUUGGCCCAUGUGAAGCACUUUUUGCUUAUGUGGCAAGCCUGUGUGGAGCUGGCAGAGCCUUGAUUCAAGCAGCAGGAAGGCAGCUGGUUUUUACCUGCACAAGACCAACUACAAUCCUAAGCCUUCUACAAAACAACAAAAUAAAAUGAAGACGACAAGGAAUAAUUGUGUGGUCCUUGAGUAAAGCCCAGUCAUAUAAAACUGCAAAGACUCUGCCAUCCCUUUCAAGCGGGGAUUCUACACAAGUUAAGGCAAGACUUGACAAAUGUGUUGCUGUGUCUGCUGGGUAUCUGACCGAGCAUUGGGCUUUGCUGGUCCACCGCGGUGAAAGAUCCGUGAGUCUGUCGUUCUCGUCUCUGGUCAUGAGCGCGACACAAAACCUUGAGCCGAGUUCCAGAGCCAUGAACUUUGACAAUGGCGGACUCACGGAUUUUUGACCACGGUGAACCAGCAAAGCCUGAUAUUCUCGGUCAGCUUACCUAGUUAUGAUUUCAUUACUAAGCAGGCUAGAGGUGCCUUCACGUUGGAGUCCUUCUACUGCGUUUUUCUUGCUAAAAAUGCCUGGAAACACUCUUGUUAGCUUCAGUUGGACAAAUAUUUGGGGAAAAAUGUUGGGUCAUCUGUCCAUUAUCUGAUCCACUUCUUUUUCAGUAGGGUCACUGGGAGCUGGUGCCCAUUUCCAGCAGUCAUCAGGCAUGAGGGUGGGGCGACACCACGGGCAUGUCUCUAGUCCAACACAGAGACACAGAGACAAACAGAAACACCAACAAUUCACACACUCAUUCACCUGUUAAAGCAUGUUAGGUUUGCAAAUAUGCCCAACAUGCAUGUUAGUCUGUGGAAAGAAGUCGAAGCACCUGGAAAGACCCCACGCAUGCAGCGGCUGAACAUGCAAACCUCUAGUAAAAGGGCUGCAGCCAGGAUUCAAACCUGCAACAUUCUCACUGCAAAACAAAAGUGCAACCAACUGUGCCACCAAACUUUGGAGCAUAUUUCUGCCAUAUUAUCAGUGUUAUGUGACAAAGUGUCAAGGUUUAAAAUAGUGUAAAUACCUUCAGGUAAAUUGCUGCAACUUUUUUGUCAUUGGACUUCUGGAAAUCCACCUAAUUGCCAAUGUUUGUGGCCGUUAUGCUGUAGAAAACAUUUGGCUGUUUGUUUCAACACAAGUGGUUUAAUUCAGUGUGUUGUAAUUUUACUUGGAACUGGUGCAGUAUGUACAUCAGUGAGAUUCAAAAUUGUGGAGCAACUGAGCUGCUUAUAAAGAGCAGAUCUGAAUGAACAUCAGCAGCUUCAGUCUCCUGACACAUCAGGUAAGUCUCCCUCUAACAAAGAGUAACCUAGAACUUCCAGAACCUUCCUGGUCAUCAUGCAUCAAGCUCUCCUGCUCACCCUCCUUCUCUCAGUCCCACAUGACUCUCUGAAUGCACCAGUUGACAGCAACUAUGAUGAGCCUUUAUACAAUUCUGAUCCCGUUCCAAGGCCCAAAACAGACUUAAAAGCACUAACAGUCUACGGAGACAUUGCUGUAGCGAAUACCAUAAACAGGAAUGCAGAUCUGUGCACUGCCAGAGGAUGCAAAUGGCCCAAAUCUGGUGCAUUUGUCUAUGUUCCUUACUACAUCUCUCCUCAGUUCGGUCAGGAAGAGCAGAUGGUCAUCAUUAAAGCCCUACAGAGCUUCAACCAGACCAGCUGCAUUCGCCUUGUCCCAUGGAAACCAGGCCAUCGAGAUUACCUCUACUUCGAAUCAAUGAAUGGGUGCUGGUCCCUCUUGGGUCGCCAGGAUGGAGGGCAGUACAUUUCCCUGCAGAAAGGCAGCUGUGUGUACCACAGGACAGUUCAACACGAGGUUCUCCAUGCUCUGGGUUUCGACCAUGAACAGGUUCGCUCUGACAGAGACGACUACGUCCAGAUUCUCUUUGAGAACAUCCAGGAGGAGUUCAAAUUUGCUUUUGAAAAGAAAAUUACCAACAACCUGGGGACUCCUUAUGACUUUUACUCUGUGAUGGAAUAUGACAAUUACGCAUUCACCAAAAAUCAACAACCCACUAUUCUUGCCAGGAUUGAUCCUUAUCUCCCAAUCGGAAAUGCCAGGGAAAUGAGUGUUAAUGACAUCACUCGCAUCAACAGGCUCUACCAAUGCGGAUACGGCAUUAAGGGGUCAGCCUCCAGAAACCUCACCUCAAAAAAGAAGUUCAAGUUUUAAAUGGAGAACAAUGUCAUAAACUAUCAUUUUCUAAAAGUCUGUAGUUGUGGCACUUCUACAACUCUUAUCAGAAAAAUAAAAGAAUUGUAACUCA